Molecule: messenger RNA, 591 nt
Organism: Exserohilum turcica Et28A
Lineage: Eukaryota; Fungi; Ascomycota; Dothideomycetes; Pleosporales; Pleosporaceae
Exons: 1
Coding region: 1-591 (196 amino acids)
Biological process (GO): response to salt stress; protein folding; protein complex oligomerization
Source: RefSeq, a predicted model, not a curated record
AUGUCUCUGUUCCCAAGGUUCACUCAGGAAUUUGCGCCCAUGUUCCGCCUGUUCGACGAAUACGACCGCCAGGCAUUCCGCAACCUCGACCGCCAGUUUGAGAGCGUCCGGUCUUUCACUCCCAAGUUCGACGUCAAGGAGACCAAGGAGGGCUACGAACUGCAGGGCGAGCUCCCCGGGGUGGAGCAGAAGGACAUCAACAUCGAGUGGACAGACAACAACACGCUGACCAUCUCGGGCCGGCACGAGCACGUCCGCGAGGAGGGCCAGCGCCCACAGGGCUUCAUCGAGAACGGCGAGCACUCUGAGCAGAAGAAGAUUGGCCACCACCAGCCCAAGGUCGAGGACGACCCCGCCGAGUCCAACAACAAGGUCGCUAAGCAGUCGCAAGAGAAGGGGGUGGCCAAGCACGACGAGUCCAAGGCCAAGUACUGGGUCAGCGAGCGCUCGGUUGGCGAAUUCCACCGCUCCUUUGCCUUCCCGGCCCGCGUCGAUCAGGAUGCCGUCAAGGCUAGCCUCAAGAACGGCAUCCUCAGCAUCGUGGUCCCCAAGGCGCAGGCUCCCCAGCCACGCAAGAUCAGCAUCGAGUAG